Salmo salar (Atlantic salmon) is the source of this 3189-nucleotide messenger RNA. The record is from RefSeq and is a predicted model, not a curated record. NCBI's taxonomy places the organism in Eukaryota, Metazoa, Chordata, Actinopteri, Salmoniformes, Salmonidae.
CCAUCCUCACCUCCCCGCUAUAGCAGCGAACUAGUCAGCCCAACGUGCAGAGUAGCUCAGCCUUGUAUAGCGGCUGGUACCACAGCGCUUUCAAGAGCAUCGCACUCCAUGUGCGUUGCGUGGAUGUUGAAAUUGCGCUGUGCAGCUUGUAACCGCGGCAAGAACUCAACAUGUCGAACCCUCCCAACGACCCGUUCUAUUCCUCCCCAUUCGGACCCUUCUACAGAAGGCACUCGCCCUACAUGGUCCAACCCGAGUAUAGGAUCUACGAGAUGAACAAACGCCUCCAAUCUCGUACAGAGGAGAGUGACAGUCUGUGGUGGGAUGCGUUUGCCACGGAGUUCUUUGAGGAGGACGCCACCCUGACCCUCUCCUUCUGCCUGGAGGAUGGACCAAAGAGAUACACUAUCGGACGAACGCUCAUCCCGCGCUACUUCAGCACAGUGUUUGAGGGCGGAGUCACUGACCUGUACUAUAUCCUCAAACACUCCAAGGAGUCUUUCCACAACUCCUGCAUCACUGUGGACUGUGAUCAGUGCACCAUGGUCACCCAGUAUGGGAAACCAAUGUUUACAAAGGUAUGCACAGAGGGCCGACUGAUUCUUGAAUUUGCCUUUGACGACCUCAUGAGGAUCAAGACCUGGCACUUCACCAUCCGGCAAUACCGAGAACUCAUCCCCCGCAGCAUCCUGGCCAUGCACGCACAAGACCCCCAGGUUCUGGAACAGCUCUCCAAAAACAUCACCCGCAUGGGGCUGACCAACUUCACCCUCAACUACCUCAGGCUGUGUGUCAUCCUGGAGCCCAUGCAGGAGCUCAUGUCCAGGCACAAGACCUACAACCUCAGCCCUAGGGACUGUCUGAAGACAUGCCUGUUCCAGAAGUGGCAGAGAAUGGUGGCCCCGCCAGCUGGACACCCACAGAAUUUCAAAACGGAAAUAUUCCCCACAAAUCACAAAAAAGGUCGUGCCAAAGCUGAGCCAACGAGACAGACGACGACGAAGAGGAGGAAAAGGAAGAACUCUGCCAGCAGUGCCAACAGCAGCGUGGGCAAUGCCAACAGUAAGAAGAGAAGCCCUGCCAGCAACUUCAGCCUUUCCAGUCAGGUACCUGACGUGAUGGUGGUUGGUGAGCCCACCCUGAUGGGCGGGGAGUUCGGGGACGAGGAUGAGCGUCUGAUCACACGUCUGGAGAACACGCAGUACGACGCCACCAACGGAUUGGACGACGAGGAUGACUUCAACGGCUCGCCAGCACUCGGCAACAACAGCCCGUGGGGCAGCAAGCCGCUCAACAACCAGGACAGCAAGGCCGAUAGCACAGCGCCGCAGUCGUCACAGUAGAACACACAGAGACCAAGGCCACCGAGAGCACAGUCAGUGCCCCAACCUUCAUAUGUCCGCUUAGCUGACAUUUAACUUCAAUGGUUGAAUGUUACUAUUUUGGACAUAUUCUAAUGAGACCAUGUUGCCCUCACAGUAAAACAAAGAGGGAAAAUAAUUAUUAAAAAAACUGUACCUAUUUGGCACAUUAGGGCGGUGCCCUCUAAAACCUCACAUUGUACUGAAUUGAACCCUGUUGGCAAUUUUUUUCACGUCGUGGUCAACGGUGUCACUGUCACUCAUCAUGAUCAAUCAUCUGCACCAAAUACCAGAACAAUUCUUCUUCGACUUCACUGUAACAUCGAGGAGAAAGACAGAGAACUGACUAACAUUGCACAGCAAUAUCCAUACGAAUAACACUGCUUUUUCACCUAAAUACAUACAGGUUGUAUGCAUUGCAAUGACGACAUAAACAAUACUGGGUUUUCUUUUUUCAAUUUUUCCUAGAAUUCCUCUGUUUGGAUUUGGUGGGAAUUCAGUGUUAGGGGAGUUGGGAUAGCUCUGGGAAUGACACAAUGCAGGUGUUCAUAUGAAUUGUCCUUCAUGGACACCUUCUCAGUCCUUGAGCUUUAACUGUAGUGUGAUUCUGUGGUUGUUGCCCUUUUGACCUUUGAUUUGCAGGUUGCAACACCUCUGGGACAGUUGACAGGGAAAGUCAAAACAAAACAUCAAAAACAAAAUGGCUCCUUUAAGGGCAUCAGCCUCAAUCAGAACUAACCGGCAAGGUUUAUACUCAGCCCAUAUAGAGCCACCAAACUGCAUCCGCGAUGGCCGAGACGUCGCAGACUUGAGCUUUUGCCUUUUUAUUGGAAAUUAAUUUGGCUGUUGGUUUGUUUACAUUGUUGUUUUUGUUGGAUUUUCAAUGAAAAGGAAAGUGACUCUGUUUCACCAUUAAGGACAGCUUCAAGUGGGGAGACACGUGUUCCAUGAUUGCUUUUCCAGAAUUACGGCAUCAGCGCCAAUUGUUAUUUCAUGCAAACCUGUUUGAUUGUGUUUGUAGUCUAUUGGUGUUCUUUUGCUUCUCCCCAAAAUACUUUACAAUCAUGUUUGUACUUUGCCAAUCAGUAGGCCUUUCACAUUUGGAAUUUGUUCUUUCCCUUUAAUGACCUACUCCCAAACUGAUGUUUAAAGGUUUUUCCUGCAUGAUUUAAUUUUGUUUGUUUGAUAUACAGUACCAGCCAAAUGUUUGGACACACCUACUCAUUCAAGGGUUUUUCUUUAUUUUUACUAUUUCUACAUUGUAGAAUAAUAGUGAAGAUAUCAAAACUAUGAAAUAACACAUAUGGAAUCAUGUAGUAACCAACAAAGUGUUAAACAAAUCAAAAUAUAUUUUAUAUUUGAGAUUGUUCAAAGUAGCCACCCUUUGCCAUGAUGACAGCUUUGCACAGUCUUGGCAUUCUCUCAACCAACUUCAUGAGGUAGCACCUGGUAGCACCUGGAAUGCAUUUCAAUUAACAGGUAUGCCUUGUUAAAAGUCCAUUUUUUAAAUUUCUUUCCUUCUUAAUGCGUUUGAGCCAAUCAAUUGUGUUGUGACAAGGUAAAGGUGGUAGACAGAAGAUAGCCGUACUUGGUAAAAGACCAAAUACAUAUUAUGGGAAGAACAGCUCAAAUAAGCAAAGAGAAAUGACAGGCCAUCAUUGCUUUAAGACAUGAAGGUCAGUCAAUACAGAACAUUUCAAGAAAUUUGAAAGUUUCUUCAAGUGCAGUCGCAAAAACCAUCAAGCGCUAUGAUGAAACUGGCUCUCAUGAGGACCGCCACAGGAUAGGAAGACCCAGAGUUACCUCUGCUGCAGAGGGUAAAUUCAUU